Molecule: messenger RNA, 772 nt
Organism: Sinocyclocheilus anshuiensis
Lineage: Eukaryota; Metazoa; Chordata; Actinopteri; Cypriniformes; Cyprinidae
Product: disintegrin and metalloproteinase domain-containing protein 22-like
Exons: 5
Coding region: 233-772 (179 amino acids)
Source: RefSeq, a predicted model, not a curated record
UUAUUGAUGUCUUGCUGAGUAGGUGGUGGCUUCUGGUCGGUGAAGGAAAAAGGGCCUGAUUUUAGUUUUCCAGAACGCACCCGCCUUCGACCAGUUACCAGCACGGUGCAGAGGCUGCUCGCGCGUCACUAAUGGCAACCAGCGCGCGAAAGGAUGAGUGUGCGUGCCUUCCUGAGGGAGAACGUAAAUCGCGUAUAACUUGGGAUUUAACUCGUAUAUCGUAUAAUUUGGGAUGUAUAUUAUUAACCGCGAUUUUCUGAAGCGAAUGGAUGCGGGAAUGAUGCCUCUCCGUGUCGGUAUUUCCUCUCUGUGUCUCUUUGUAGCGGUGAUGAGCUCUGUGAUACAUACCAGCAUCUCCCUGCCUCAUUACGGAGACGCCUUGGUAAAAACGAGGGCUCGGCGUGAUGACGCCAGGUUCCUCGGGAGAGAGAACACGGUACCGGUCCGGUUAGUGUACCGAAUGGACGGAGACAGUCAGGCCGCUCAUGAUGUUCUCAACACACGGGUCCGAAUGAGCUCUGACACUAAACAGAACCACAUGGCUCAGGCUAGCUUCCGGGUGCAGGCCUUUGGACAGACCUUCAUUUUAGACCUGGAACUGAACCAUGAUCUUCUAUCAUCAAAUUACAUUGAGAGGCACAUAUCAGAGGAGGGGAAGUCAGUUGUCAACAAAUUUGAUUCCGAUGAAGGUUUCAGUGACGACAUUCAGAUCCACAGAGGCCUCACACCCACAACCCAGCCUAUAAAGCCUGAGGAGACAUUGUGCAUGUAA